AUGGGUCAUUACCGUUGUUUCCUCCCCCAUGACAUUCAUGGACGUAGAUUACCGUUGAUGCUUGUUGUGAUUGUCUUCCGUAUCUUUCAAGUGCCUGUGUCCGUGGCCCAGAACCUCCCUCCUAUUGUAAUCUGCCGCUUCAUCGGUGGUCUGUUUGCUUGUUCGCCGCUUUCGAUUGUUGGUGCCACUCUUGCGGAUAUCUGGGGUCCAGUGGAACGGGGAAUUGCCGUAUGUAUAUACUCUAACGCGACAAUCUCUGGCCCCGUUCUGGGCCCAAUUGUGGUUGGCUGCAUCGUUAACAGCUAUCUCGGCUGGCGAUGGACAGCCUGGCUGACUCUUAUCCAAGGGGCGGUUUACUGGGUUCUUGGUAUGAUAUUCGUGCCUGAAACCCAUGCUCCCACAUUGCUGCGCCGAUUCCAGCCUCGUGAAUGCUCUUCUGGUAUAAGGGACGAGCUAGGGCAAACAAAUACGAAAGCACUGGCAAGCCAUAUGAACUGGAGGGAAUUCCUAAUGAAGUACUUGGCACAACCACUUGGUAAGGCCAUUGCGAUCAAAGUGCCACAAUUGCACUAA
Aspergillus pseudotamarii is the source of this 573-nucleotide messenger RNA. RefSeq names its product major facilitator superfamily domain-containing protein. Gene Ontology annotation, molecular function: transmembrane transporter activity. The record is from RefSeq and is a predicted model, not a curated record. Bases 1 to 573 code for a protein of 190 amino acids. The transcript has a single exon. Lineage: Eukaryota; Fungi; Ascomycota; Eurotiomycetes; Eurotiales; Aspergillaceae. Gene Ontology annotation, biological process: transmembrane transport.